Vitrella brassicaformis is the source of this 2108-nucleotide messenger RNA. Lineage: Eukaryota; Vitrellaceae. The record is from the annotation of a GenBank genome assembly.
CAGCAAUAAUCCACGAGAGCGCCCUUCUUGGUUGGAUUCUUCAAGCCUUCACAGAGGCAGAUAUCAACCCCCCUCGAGUCAUCGGCAUGCCGCCGCCCGCCGCAGCACUCAUCUUUCUCGUCCUGUCAUCAUGGCGGAUGCUGGAGGUGCAUCCCCCCCACAAAGGCGCUCGCUUUCCCGCAGACCGCCGCGGCGCUGGGUGGCGUCUGCCCGCCCCGCCGCCCGUAGAACUGCUCCCCGCCCCGCCACGCGUUGAGCAGCAGAUGCAUCUGCAGAUGCAUCUGCAGAUGCACGCGGCGAUGCAGCCACUGGCGUUGCUCGCCUUCCGAGUCAUCGGGAACAUCGAGAGAAGCCCGCCCAAGUGCGGCAUGCUGCCGGCGCCAGCGAACACCCACCGACCACCCUCCAGCGCCGAGCCACCUGGCAUCAACGACCACAGAUCUGCAGAUUCAACUCGCUCGGGCGGGUCAAAUCCAUGGUACUUCCAUGAAUGAAGCGCUUUGCAAAGCGACAGAGAGAACAUGCAGCUGACAUGUCUUCUGUGUCCUGACUGACACCAGGUUCAUAUUGGCGCUGUCGGCUGUUUGGGUGGUGUAUCCGGGAUCUCUGUUGCUACUCCUACUGAGGUGACCCCGGCAAGAGCCACUCGAAUGCAUGUAUCUGAACACUCUGAAUGCUUUGCCUUUUGUAGGCCCGCGUCUGGCCAGAGAGACAGAGGCAAGCGCCCGAGGCGAGCGAUCUCACGACGAGUCCGACGCAUCAUUCAGAGGUGCUCCUUCAAAAUAGCGCAGCGAUGUCGAAGGAGCCGCGCUGUCGAUGCCGGAGGGGAGUGCAGUGGGACUGUCACGCGUGUGAAGGGCGAUCCAUCCGAUGCCGUGUUCAAAGUGGGGGAUGAGGUGUGUGGCGCCAUUAGUGGUUGCCUCAAGACCUACGUCACGACCAGAGCAGAUCAGCCACUUUCAUCGUGCCGCGUAUCGCGCCACGUGUCAGGAGGUGUCGACGAUGUCAAAAAGGCCAUAAGCGGUCCGGUCCAUUUCACAAACCCCCGGAGAAUUACACCGCCAUUCAAUUGUUGCGUUGUCCUAAUUGUGGCCGCGAUGCGUUCAGAUUCCAGCUGCACGGCGCCUACGACACCGAACAACAAUGUGCCGAACGAGGCGCCUCUGCAGCAUGUCGCCAAGUCGAGCGGCGAUGCUGGCAGCCCGACGUCGGACAGCUGGCACACACGGUGGGUGAGUGGUCAGCCAUGUCAGUGACGUGCCGAGAGGAGACACGCAUAUAUCUCUGCUGUCCUCGCCCCGCCUGUUUCGUGCAGUGUGUGUUUCCGUGCGUUUUUGAAGCAUCGUGCGCAGCCGUCGGCCUCGGCUCUCAGCAACUAUCUGGCGGUGGGUGAUCGAGAGAGAACGGCACAAUUGAUUCCAAACACCCAGCCGUCCCCGUAUGUGUCCUGUCUGUCUGGGUGGGUGUGGUGUGGCGUGUGCAGGCAUGUGAUGAGGAGCUGUCCCAUUUGCUCUCGGGUGUGGGCAUGACCUAUGAGACAUUCAGCAAAACGUAAGUACACACGUCCACAUGAUAUCCAUCCAUCCAUCCAUCCAUCCGCGUGUGUGUGUGUUGGCCGUGAUCGAUCUACAGCGUGAUGAUCCGGGCGUUUGCUCUAUACGAGAGUUCUAGCCUGGAUGCCCCUGACGAGAAGGGCCUCUACCAGCAGGUGUGCAUGACCCAACAACACAACACACUCACUCAUUUCGGCAUUUCCCCUUCAUCCACACUCUUAUGCAUCGAUGUGAUGUGUGCAUUCAUUCAUUUAUUCAGGCCUUGGCCACCGAGCUGUGCAUUCUGCUGGACGAAUAUUACGCCAUGUCAGACUAGCCACCCACCAGCAUAUCCACCGUAGUCCAUGCUCGUGUGUGUGUGUGUGGGUUUACGUACGUGGCUGCUGGGUUGAUGUGAUGUUUUGACUUGCUGGCUUACAGUCAUGUUUGUUGUAUAGGUUGCCAACCUUGCCUUGCCUUGCUGCCGUCUUGCUGACUCUGAUCAGUCACUUCAAUUGUACAGACAGCCGAGUGCACGGCACGAGGAGAACACACACAGCAGUCUGUCAUGAUCAC